AUAGAAUUAUAAGUAUUUUCAAAAAUGGAAUCCAGUCAAAUAGCUGACUUUAAUUUCUCAAACCAGUUAAAAUUUAAUAUCCAAGACUUGACAUCACAGGAAGACAGUGGUGAAAGCUCAGAUGAGUUUUCUCCUGAAAAUGAGUUUUUGACUGAAGAGCACCGAAAGUUAUAUAGUCAAUUGACACAAAAAGAGAAUGAAGUUGAAAACGAGCUAGAAAAACUCCUCUCAAGGCAUUGUCAUUUGGAAACGAAAAUCCGUGGUAUCACCAAAGUUUUACCAAAUUUGGAAAUAAUACAUUCUGAUGCGAAGCAGUUGUAUGAAAUGAUUUCUUUUGCAUCAACAUUAGCAGAAAACGUUAGUCAUAAAGUCAGGAAGCUGGAUAUUGCUCGUAGUCGUGUUUCUGAAUGUCAGCAAAGAGUUCAUGACCUCUUAGAUUUACAAUUAUGUUGUGAUGGAGUACAGACUUCAAUGAAUUCUGGAGAUUUUGAAAAGGCUGCGGCUCAUAUUCAUAGGUAUUUGGCUAUGGAUCAAAAUCUUCUGGAAAAAACAGCUGAUGACGUUCACCAAGAUUCAAAAUCAGUAAAUAAUUCAAUAAGUUUAUUAAAGGAAGCAGCUGUGAAGUUACAGGAAAUAUUGACUUCUAAGUUUAAUGACGCUGUCGCCAAACAAGAUUCAAACUCUGUCGAAAGAUUUUUCAAAUUGUUUCCCCUACUUGGCAUGCAUGAUUAUGGAAUAGAGAAAUUUUCUGAUUAUCUAGUUGAUAAGGUUGAAACGUCGUCUAGAAAACAUAUGAAGACAGCUUCUGAGACAAGUUUAACCGAUAAGCGUGCAGCAGUUCUUUACUCUGAUUUACUAACGCAUUUGUUCGAAGAUAUUGCAAGGACUAUUGAAACCCAUCAACCUUUAGUCGAAACCUAUUAUGGGCCUGGGAGACUUUUAAAAUUAGUCUGCAGGUUGCAAGACGAAUGUGAUAGGGCAAGUCAGGCUGUAUUAUCUGAAAUGUGGAGAUCUAGAGGCUUGGAAAAGUUAACAUCGAGCAUCAAAUCCGGUACUCACAAGAGUCGCGGAGACCCUAAGGAAUUCGACCAGCUCCUUGGCGAAUUGGCAACCGCUCACUCACGCUACUCACUCUAUCUUCAUUUUCUCCGAAGGAAAAUUUCCAUGGAUACAGAAGAAGAAAAACAGCCGACUGUGCUCGCUGCUCUAGAAGAGAAGUUGAAGUCGUGCGUUCUCUGCCGAACAAUGGAAGAGCUCCUGAGCGCCUACCUCAUCCUGGAGCAUCACUACAUGGAGGAGAGCGUAAGGAAAGCCAUCGCCAUGGACACCAUCGAAUCAGGGUCCCAGUGUUCCAGUAUGAUCGAUGAUGUUUUCUUCAUUGUUAAAAAAUCUAUAAGGAGGGCAAGUUCUACUGGUAGCAUCGAUGGCGUUUGUGCUGUUAUCAACAAUGCGUGUGGUGUUUUGGAGAACGAGAUGUGUACGAAACUCAACGCCACCCUUAAGCAAGGCUAUCCGACUGGUUAUUUAGACCUAGCCCAGGCUUACAGUAUGAUUCAUGCAAGGCUUCAGCCAUCCGACACCGAGCAAGCUAAAUCUUUAUUUAUUGCCCAUUUGAACAACACAGAAAUCGGAAGUGAAUAUGUAACAACUCUAGCGAGUGGUUUAGCACAAGAAGUUCAAUGUCCUACUCAAACAGAUAGAUCAAAACUGGAAGGUUGCUUAUCAGGCUUGUCGAGCGUCUGUGCCGCGAUGGGAAUGGCUCAAGACUUAGGCCUUCAGCAGCUGGCGAACGCGGCCAUCAAACCCAGGCUGGCCCCAUGGAUUGACUCGUUUCUUGCACUUUCGCACAAUCUCACUGAAGAAGAGUUUUCCAGUUACGAAGCCAACGAGCCCUUUGUUAGAAGUUUGAUUGCUAAUAUCGAUGGUAUAGUUUCUGAAUUCAGAUCAUCUUUGACUUCAGGAAAUUUUGAAUCAUUGGUGACAUUUUUGGCUGAUGAAGUCAAUAGCCAAAUGGAAAGGGUUAUUAUGAAAAUGGAAUUCAACAGACUUGGCGGGCUGGCUCUUGAAAGGGAAGUUAGGGCGCUGACUGGAUACUUGAACAGCACUACAUCGAUGUCUAUAAGAGAAAGGCUCGCUCGACUAGGUCAGGUUGCCAAGCUUCUCAACAUGGAAAAGAUCAAUGAAAUUUCCGAUAUCUGGACAAGGUUCAAUUGGAGGUUGGCUCCAGGAGAAGUGAAGAAGGUUCUCAAAUUAAGGGUGGACUUUCCAAAAGAAGAAAUAAUGAAAUUGAAACUGUGA
Messenger RNA from Nezara viridula (southern green stink bug), 2298 nucleotides. NCBI's taxonomy places the organism in Eukaryota, Metazoa, Arthropoda, Insecta, Hemiptera, Pentatomidae. The record is from the annotation of a GenBank genome assembly.